Molecule: messenger RNA, 742 nt
Organism: Hyaloscypha bicolor E
Lineage: Eukaryota; Fungi; Ascomycota; Leotiomycetes; Helotiales; Hyaloscyphaceae
Exons: 3
Source: RefSeq, a predicted model, not a curated record
CUUUGCUUUGCUCACAGUCGCCCUCAUUACCCUGACCUCAGCUCAACAUCAGAAUGCGACCAAUUCGUCCACGACGAAGCAUGCACCGACUGAUCGCGUUGGUUGGGUUUCUACACCUCCUGGCCGAAGCACGAUGAAUAUCGUUUGGAGCUGCGUGUCAAUACUCCUGGUCUGCACCUACAAAUGUCUUCACUUCAACAUACCAAGUUUCGAGGAGAAGCGAGCUGGAUGCUAUCUGCGAAAGCUAGGAUGGAUGCUGGGGGUUGCCCUUGCCCCGGAGGUGGGGGUCGGCUUGGCAGUGAUGGAAUAUUUCCAGGCGUGCAAGGAUUUGGAAGAGGUGAAAGGACGGUGGCCCGAUUUGGAAAUUGAUUUAGUUCACGCCUUUUAUGCUAGGAUGGGAGGUUUUGCGGUCCAGCUUACAGAUGCCCAAGAAGCGACAGCAACCCCUCCGAAGCCGCGUCUGCUUCCCGAAAUUGGCCAUGAUAAAGCAUCUGAGUUAGCAACUCCAACAGAGACUACGGCCAGUCACGAUAUAAAAGAUAGAAGCAAGACCGAUGCCUUUUCAAAAGUUUUCGCCAUAGUCCAGUCUUCUUGGCUCAUUGUACAAAGUAUUACUCGCGUUGCAUCUGGUUUAUCGCUCAGCCAGCUUGAGCUGGCAACCAUGGCCUAUAUUAUUCCUGCAGCUGUGAUAUACGGUUUUUGGUUAGAGAAACCUUUCGGUGUGGAGCACGUAACCACUAUC